AUGGCCUGUGAUAACGGGACCACCCUCUUUCCUCUGAGAUGCAGCUCCCUGUAUCGUACCUUCUCGCUGCGCAUUCGGCCGAUUUUUGACGUGGACCCCAUUCGACCCGAAUCACCUUUGAUGAAACCCAAAGUACUGAUAGCCAUCAUUGCCCGAAAUGCAGAGCACAGCUUACCAUUUUAUCUGGGAUGCAUAGACAGACUGGACUACCCCAAAGACCGCAUCGCGAUAUGGGCGGCAACGGAUCACAAUGUGGACAACACCACGGCUAUGCUGGAGGAGUGGCUGGGUGGGGUGGAGGGCCUGUACCACUCUGUGGAGUUCAGGACGGGGGAAGACCCACGUCCCUUCCUGGGUGAGCAGGGGCCAAAGCACUGGACGGACUCCAGGUACACCCAUGUGCUGCAGCUGAGGCAGGCAGCCCUGCGGACGGCCCGGGACAUGUGGGCAGACUACAUACUGUUUGCAGACAGUGACAUCUUGCUGACGAACCCGCACGUGUUGACGCUCCUGAUGGCAGAGAAUAAGACGCUGGUGGCCCCCAUGCUGGAGACACACACCCUCUACUCCAACUUCUGGUGCGGCAUGACACCCCAGGGUUACUACAAGCGCACCCCGGAGUACAUCCCUAUCCGAGACUGGAAGCGCUUGGGUUGCCACGCCGUUCCCAUGGUGCACACAUCUUACCUGGUGGAUCUGCGCAGGAGGGCCAGCAGAGACCUGGCCUUCUACCCACCACAUCACCUGUACCCUUGGACACUGGAUGACAUCAUGGCUCUCGCCUUCUCGGCCAGGCAGGCAGCCGUUCAGAUGUUCCUGUCCAACAGAGAGCAUUAUGGGUACAUGCCAUUGCCAGUGAAGCCAGAUCAGACACUGGAGGAUGAAGUGGAGAGCUUUUCACACACUGUCUCAGAGGCGUUGAUUGAGCAUGUCCUGGGAACAUCACAAUACCUGCGCACGUUGCCAAAGCCGAGGGACAGGAUGGUGUUUGAUGAGAUCUACCUCAUCAACCUGCGGCGACGGCAGGACCGGAGGGAGAGGAUGCUUAGCACACUUGACGCUCUGGGCCUGGAGGCCACUCUCACUGAUGCAGUGGAUGGCAAAGCUCUAAACUCUUCCCAGUUGGUGGCGAUGGGCAUUGAUAUGUUACCUGGUUACAUUGACCCCUAUUCCGGUCGUGUACUCACCAGAGGAGAGAUCGGUUGUUUCCUCAGCCAUUACAACAUUUGGAAACAGAUGUUGGCUAAGGGGCAGCAGCAGGUGCUGCUCCUGGAGGAUGAUGUGAGGUUUGUGAGCCGCUUCAAGACCCGCCUGCUGACCAUCAUGCAGGACGUGGAGGCAGCUGGCCUGGACUGGGACCUCAUUUACGUGGGCCGCAAGCGUCUGCAGGUGAAAGACCCCGAGCGCUGGGUGAAGGGGGUGAUGAACUUGGUACACCCCGACUAUUCCUAUUGGACGCUGGGGUACGCCCUCUCUCAGCGGGGGGCACGGAAGCUGCUCGCCGCUCAGCCCUUUGGCAAGAUGCUGCCCGUGGACGAGUUCUUACCCAUCAUGUUCGACCGUCACCCAAAGGAAGAGUACAUGGGCUACUUUGAGAAGAGGGAUCUCAAGGCCUUCUCGGUGGAGCCGCUGCUGCUCUUCCCCACGCACUACACAGGAGAGCCCGGCUACACCAGCGACACCGAGACCUCCACCAUCUGGGACAAUGAGAGCCUGCGAACGGAUUGGGACCGCGAGCACGCCCAGCGUAACCAUGAUGGCACACGCCCCCAAGUCCCAACCACCAGUAGCAGGGGCAGCCAGCAGGACGAACUCUGAUCCAGAGAUGUUUUUGUUUGUUUGUCUGUUUGG
Molecule: messenger RNA, 1851 nt
Organism: Engraulis encrasicolus (European anchovy)
Lineage: Eukaryota; Metazoa; Chordata; Actinopteri; Clupeiformes; Engraulidae
Gene: colgalt2a
Product: collagen beta(1-O)galactosyltransferase 2a
Exons: 13
Coding region: 1-1818 (605 amino acids)
Molecular function (GO): procollagen galactosyltransferase activity
Source: RefSeq, a predicted model, not a curated record